GCCGCCCGCGGAACCGGCGGGACCCGGGAGACCGCGGGAAACAUCCCGGGGAACAGCCCAGAGAACACCCAGGAGCACCGGGACAUCCCGGGGAACAUCCCGGGAAACAGCCCGGGGAACAGCCUGGGAAACAGCCCAGAGAACACAGGAGCACCGGGACAUCCCGGGGAACAUUCCGGGAAACAGCCCGGAGAACAGCCCGGGGAACACGGGAGCACCGGGACAUCCCAGGGAACAUUCAGGAGCAGCGGGACAUCCCUGAGGGCAUCCCGGACACUUGGUGUCAUCGGGACAUCCCUAAGGACAUUCCGGACACUGGGGCACACCGUAGAGCAGCACCGGGAGCCUCUGGAGGAGCAUCCCGGGACACCCCGACAACCAUCCCGUAGCUUAAAUUUUUCCUCGUUUUGUUGUAAAAUCUUCCUGCUCGGGCGGGAAUCUUCAAAAUCUUCCUUCCCCCGCCUUGGCCGGGUGGAGCCUGGGGUACUGGGGGGAAGCUGGAGGAAAUGGCUCACCCUGGAAGGCUCUGCGGACUCGGGCCCUAUGUAGCAGGAGAAAUUGCAAAUCUACAAAGAGUCGCUCACUAAAUUAUUGUUGGGAUAGGAUCCACCAUGCCCCUGUCCCAUCAGGGACUCCUGCUUGAUUUGUGGCCCAGUGUUGCUUUUUUGACAUGGGCUUCUGGAGGUUUUCCUCAGAUAGUGAGGAUUGGAGGGAAGAGAAAAUAUAUUAGUGGGAGGAAAGACGGGUUUGUGAACUGUUGCUUAAAAGAAAGGGGAAUAUUUCAUGUGUUGCCAUAUGAAGAUGGCAUCUGAAGAUGCUUUAUUGGAAGAGGACAUUUGGGAGUACAAAUCCAUUAGGAAGCGAAAGCGUCAGAGUAGUUCACAGAGCAUCUCUGCUCCUGGGCAGGAAGUAAGUGAUGGCAAGGGCAGGCCAAAAAAGAAGAGAAAUAGGAAAAAGAAAUCCACAGAAAAAACUGAUACACCUCAGAAAACCAAACAGAGCUCAAGGCCCGGUCAGGAUGUGGAUUCGUGCACAGAAGACAGUCGUGUGCAGUCCCAGGAAAGUGUGAGUAGCCUGGCAGAACAGAGCUCACAAAAUGCAAAGCCUGUUCACGAUGGAUUCUGUCCCAGCUGCCAGAUGCCUUUCUCUUUGCUAUUGGUCCAGACACCUCAGUGGCACGUCUAUGAAUGUUUGGAAACUCCAGGAGCCAUUGAAAAAGAGUGUCCUGAUGGUUUACUCUGCACCUCCACCAUUCCAUCUCACUACAAGCGUUACAGCCAUUUUCUCCUUGCAGCAAACAGGGCAGGGGAGUAUCUUGUAAACCCCUUGGGAACCACUGAGGAGAUGAAGAUGACAUGUUCUGCUGCUGCAAAGCCCAGCUGUUCCCCAAGCUAUGCAGAAGAAACCUCACAGAGUGAGAAACCCUCUACUGAAAUAAAGCACAUCGCAAAUGAUGACUGUGCAGCAAUGGUACGGAAUUCACCGCAAAUGAAGUCUCUAAAUAUAAUUAGUGGAAGUACUUCAUUUUUUGCAGGUGUUGAAAAACCUCAACAGGCACUUCAGCUCCCACAGGUGACAGAUAAUCAUUGUAAAUUUGAAUUUUUUGAUUUUGCAUCCUCUCAAGAAAGUAAAACAGGAAAAGAUCUGUGUAUUGAGAAAGGUGCAAGUCAGCCAAGUCUGCUACAGUCAGGAGUGGAUUUCAAUGACUGUGAAAUUUCUUACUCUCCUCUAAGUACAUUUGAGGAAAGUGAAGAUGAAGAGGAGGAAAAAGUAAAAGUAACACAGGAUAAAUCAUUUGAAGUGCAGAACUCAGAAGAAGACUCUAAUUCUGUGGCGUUUAAAACAUUUGAUAGACCUCUCUUAUGGGGGAAGCCUCAGUAUGAGCAUAAAAAAAUGGAAAAUUUCUUAACUAAAAAAACCCUCUGUGAGGAAGAAAAUGCACUGAACCAUCUAGAUCCUCAGCGAGGGGUGGUAGCCAGUGGAUCCUCUUUUUCUUCUAGUUACAGGGGGGCUGUACACCCAGAACUGAUUUCCUCUGCUGCCAGAGCAGGAACCUCAGAGUCAGAAGAUGCUGGUGCUUGUGCUCUGGAUUCUGCACAUGUGAGUUUUACUGAGCCAUCAUCACUGCUAGACAGAGAAGAUGCUGCCUCUCUUCUGACACAGAAGAGUAAUGUUUUGAGGGAGCCAAGUAACAUUUUAACUUGUACAGAUAAAAUGACUUCUAAAUCAGUGCCAUCUCUUUCAUCAGCAACUGUGAACACUAAAUCCAGUCCUCCCAAAGAGCUUAAGCAAAUGGACAUCGGUGUUUUCUUUGGGUUAAAACCCAAAGCAAAGGAGGAGCGCAAAGGAGCGGCGUGUUUGAAUGAGAAAAAGCACAUUCCAGCUUCAGAAUCUCCCAAUGGGAAGAGGCCCAGACAGCAAAAAAGGAAGGCUGAGGGGUCUGUGGGAGAUGUGGAAGCAGUUACAGAAACUUCAAGUAAAAAUGAAGCCAUUGCAGAUGUACCUUCUGGUGGCCAACGAAGGUGGAGAAAAAAAUUUAAAGAAUUGCCUACUACAGGUGAAGAGCCAAGGAAAAAGCAUUGCCCCUUCUACAAGAAAAUACCAGGAACUGGUUUUACAGUUGAUGCCUUCCAGUAUGGAGAAAUUGAAGGCUGCACAGCUUAUUUCCUUACUCAUUUUCACUCUGACCAUUACUGUGGACUAACAAAAAACUUCAGGUUUCCAAUCUACUGUAAUAAGGUAACUGGCAAUCUGGUGAAGAGCAAGCUCAGAGUCCAGGAGCAGUUUGUCCACGUGCUGCCAAUGGACACGCAGUGUGUGGUCAAUGGGAUCAAAGUGAUGCUGCUUGAUGCUAAUCAUUGUCCAGGUGCAACAAUGAUCCUUUUCUACCUGCCAAGUGGGGCUGUUAUUCUGCACACAGGGGACUUCAGAGCAGACCCUUCCAUGGAGCGCUACCCUGCUCUGAUGGGCCAGCAAGUCCACACCCUUUACCUUGAUACCACAUACUGUAGCCCUGAGUACACUUUUCCUGCACAGCAAGAGGUUAUCCAGUUUGCUGUCAACAUUGCCUUUGAGACAGUGACUUUAAACCCACGAACUCUAGUUGUCUGUGGCACUUACUCCAUUGGAAAAGAAAAAGUUUUCUUAGCAAUUGCUGAAGUUCUGGGCUCAAAAGCAAGUGUGUCCCGUGAGAAGUACAAAACCCUGCAGUGCUUGGAGUCAGCAGCUGUUAAUUCCCUCAUCAGUGUGGACUGGAAGGGUACUUUGCUUCAUGUUCUUCCCAUGAUGCAAAUAAAUUUCAAGCGUUUGCAAGAUCACUUGAAUAAGUUUUCUGAGAAUUUUGAUCAAAUUCUGGCUUUCAAACCUACGGGUUGGACCUACUCUGAUUCAUGCCUUUCUCUGGAGGAUAUCAAGCCUCAGACAAGAGGAAAAAUCACUAUAUAUGGAAUUCCUUACAGUGAACACAGCAGUUACCUGGAAAUGAAGCGUUUUGUUCAGUGGUUGAAGCCACAGAAAAUCAUCCCCACUGUAAAUGUUGGUGACUGGAGAGAUAGGAGCUUGAUGGAAAUGCAUUUUAGAGACUGGAUGACUGAGAGCAGUAGGCAUAAAUAAAUACAAGGAAGAAUGUAUAUUUCAAAGGAAGUAGGCUGGGUUGGGAAUUGAGUUCCUGUGAGUUUUAUUUAUCUCCUUUUUCCACCAAACUUUCUUUAGGGAGGACUAAACUGCCAUUCUUUGAAGAAAGAUAAAUUUAGGGAAAGAAAAAUAAGGCACCUUGCUUUCUUGUAUAUCUACUACGGUUUUUUUCCCCCUAUAACUUAUCAUUUUUGCAAGUUCAUAUUUUAAGAUUUUUUUUGUCUUGCUCCUUUUCCCCUGUUCUUAAUUUUCCUCAGGUUGUGGAGAUGCUCAGAUGUGCAAUGCUGGGGAUUAAGCAGUCUCCAGGGUAAUUUCUGAAAACAAGUUAUUGCAAUAAAUGAGACAAUACUAAGCUUAUGUCACAUGCUGUCAAUUCAGGCUUCAGAGAAGCUCAUUUCAUGAGGCAGAACUGACUAUUGUGAUUUAAAUCUUGCUAAAAAAAAAACUUAUGUUGCGAGAGAGUAUUGACUUGGGCUCCUGCAGCAUAUGUACUUUAGACAAUUGUUUACAAAAGACAUUUCUACAUUCUGCUCCAGAUUUUCUGCUUUGUUUUUUAGUGAUCUUUUUUAAAAUAAAGAAUGU
Ficedula albicollis (Collared flycatcher) is the source of this 4215-nucleotide messenger RNA. It is a transcript of the gene DCLRE1A, whose product is annotated as DNA cross-link repair 1A. Lineage: Eukaryota; Metazoa; Chordata; Aves; Passeriformes; Muscicapidae. Bases 784 to 3612 code for a protein of 942 amino acids. Gene Ontology annotation, molecular function: 5'-3' DNA exonuclease activity; damaged DNA binding. Gene Ontology annotation, biological process: double-strand break repair via nonhomologous end joining; protection from non-homologous end joining at telomere; interstrand cross-link repair. The transcript is spliced from 10 exons. The record is from RefSeq and is a predicted model, not a curated record.